Molecule: messenger RNA, 2241 nt
Organism: Didymosphaeria variabile
Lineage: Eukaryota; Fungi; Ascomycota; Dothideomycetes; Pleosporales; Didymosphaeriaceae
Exons: 4
Coding region: 1-2241 (746 amino acids)
Biological process (GO): regulation of DNA-templated transcription; DNA-templated transcription
Molecular function (GO): zinc ion binding; DNA binding; DNA-binding transcription factor activity, RNA polymerase II-specific
Source: RefSeq, a predicted model, not a curated record
AUGUCCGGGCCAAACGCCACCGGUUCACCUUCCCAAGAGGUCUCCAGCGCCGCAUCACCACUCCCAGCUCACGAGAGGAAACCCAAGGAACAUGCCCGUAUCCGGCGCCGCAACCGGAUAAUCACCUCAUGUCUGGAAUGUCGCCGCCGCAAAUUAAAGUGCGACAAACAGCAGCCAUGUACGAACUGCACCCGAUUUUCGCGACCAUGCAUUUUCAUUGCGCCAUCAUUGGACCCGGAGGCCCAGGCCAAGCUUGCUGAGGUCAAGGAGAAGAUGGGCAUGCUAGAGAAGACGCUUGAAGACGAUGUCGCACGCCGAAGCACUCCAAAGCCAUUGUUUGAGGCUCCUAGACUGCCGGGUCAGGAUCCAGCCCAUAGCGAUGAAGAAGACGACGAAGAUGCGAAAGAUCUGGAGUUCAUUGACAUUGCGACCGAGCACGCAACAUACUAUGAAGACGAGGCCAACGACGAUGUUGUUGACAUUGGCAUCGCAAUGGGAAAGAUGCGCAUCACGGAAAGAGUGGGCGGUCUUGUACGACCAAGAUUAUCCGAAGAACUUAACGAAGCUCUCAAGCUGGUUCCCGACGUAGACCAAUCGCUGAACCCCUACGCCGACCAAUCGCCCAGCUCUUGGAUGUCUCCCUCUGCUGACUUUCUAGCACCCUCGUCAAGCUUCUACUUCGCCCCUAGUGUCGAGAAGACCACCAUGAUGACUUACCUCCCGAAUAAAGUCCUCGUCGACAAGCUGCUCGCACACUAUUGGGAAGUUGUGCAUCCUAUUGUCAGAACUCUCCAUCGUCCAUCAUUUGAACGCAAAUACGACACUUUCUGGCGGAACAUUGCCUCAGGCAUCGAGCCACCGGGGUCUUUCCAAGCAGUCGUUUUCGGUGUGCUCCUACAAUCCAUUGUAUCGAUGUCUGCAGAUAAGAGUCUAGCCGAGUUUGGAGCAGAGAAGCAAGGUUUGGUCGACAACUUCAGGCUAGGCUCAGAAUCUGCGUUGUCCAGGGCAAACUUCCUGCGUACGACCAAGCUUGAGACUCUCCAGGCUACUGUUAUAUACUUGCUGGCACUGUGUCGAGCAGAAGUUUCGCGAGCUCACUCUGCCCUCAUGGGAGCCGUCAUUCGUCUCGCGGAGUGCAUGGGUCUUCACCGCGAUCCCUCGACUUACUCCACUAACCCAGUCGAGGUCCAGGUUCGCCGCCUGAUCUGGUACCAGAUCUGCUUCCUCGACCUACGAACUUGUGAAGCAACCGGACCACGCCCACAGAUCAGGCGCGAUGAGUACGAUACCCGGUUUCCGCUCAAUGUUGAAGAUGAUGAUCUCGAGCGCGCCGCCCAGCGCGGCGAUAACGUCACACAGGACAGCAAGUCCUUCACGCCGAUGACGAUAACCCGCAUGCGAGCAGAGUGUUUUGAACUAUAUCGCAUGAUCUGGACGGAGCGACCGAAGUUGCAAAGGAAAGUCGAACCGGGCGAGAAAAAAACAACGCUCACUGGUCUAUUGGGCCGCAUACAGUCAUUUAGAGCAGCUAUGGAGAAGGCGUAUCUCCCUUUGAUGAGCAGGGACAACCCUCUGCAUGCAGUCGCCAUGGAAAUGUAUGGCAUUCUCAGCUCGCGGCUUUAUCUUGCAACACUGCACCCUUUCGCGUCGAGCGACAAAGGCAAGAUGCCAGAGCGACUGCGACAGAUCAUGAUAUCCUCGUGCAUCAUGAUUGUCGAACAUAGCAUGAAUAUCGAAGAGCAGCCCGCUUUAUCGCAAUGGUCGUGGUACGUGGGAGCUCUGCACCAGUACCAUUCAGCUAUGCUUCUGCUCUCCGAAAUGUACGUUACGCGCGUCGACCCUGAGCUCUCCGCGCGUAUAUGGCGCUGCAUCGACUAUACCUUCGAGCUCCCUUCAAGCCUAGGCGAGAACGAGAAGAUUCGAUUCCUGUUGAGCGAAUUGGUUGAGAGAACAGGCUCCUAUGCCUCGCUCCGAGGAGUCCGCGCCCCUAGCGAUAUGCCUCACGCAGGCCCUCGGCUCAAAGACGGGACCUCGCCAUGGCCAGAAGGCUCGCGACAUCCAUACUUACCACAAAUCAAAGCCCCGAGUCACCAGGCAGCAGUGGCUACGCCGCAAGCAACAGCGAUAACCCCUACACCCAGCCUAGAUACCACCCCUCACACACCGAGCGGCCGCAAGGCCAAUACACUACCCCUUCUGGGCUCACUGCGAAGGGACCACUCGGCGCAAUACCUCAAGUAG